AUGCUGCGAAUCGCCGGGUUGCCGCUCCCGCGCGGCGAGGCGCGUCCCGGACGCGGCGAAGAAAGUCGCGGGGCCCUGGCGCUGCGAGCGGCACGGGGGGCGCGUGCCGUGCAACGUGGAGAGAACUGCGCGCGGCCAUCUAGCGCGAUUGCGUCCGUAGACGACCACCUGGGCCUGGCGGGCCCCCGUUGCGAUCGCCACGGGGCCCGCGGCUGCCAGGUGCCCAACUGCCAGCGCCCCGCCAGGCGCACCAUACGCAACGAGCGCGGCGCGAAGGAGCGGCGCUGCGGCGUCCACAGCGAAAGGCCGCGCUGCAACGUGGGGAGUUGCGGCAAGGCCGCCCUCAACCAGGUUUUCGUAGACGAUGACCACGGCUGCGAGGGGCCUCGUUGCGCUGAACACGGCGGCGGCUGCCAAGUGCCCGGCUGCAGACGCCAACACUGGGCCCGGACGAGGAACUCCGACGAGCACGGUGGGCCAGGCUGGCGGUGCUGGAAGCACAAGGGCCAUGUGUGCGCGGUGCCUGGCUGCGGCAAGCGCCCGGACCAGAGGUUGAAGGAGGCGGACCAGUACGGACCUCCUGGGAUCCGUUGCAAGCGGCACUGCCCAAAGAAGAGCGGACCGCCGCGACCUGCCGCCUCUUUGGCGCCUGAAGACGAGGGCCCCCGCCCGGGCCAGGCGCGCUGCAGCCGCAACGAUGGCAAGGGCUGGCGCUGCCGGCGCUCGGUCGAGGGCCCGGGCGCGUUUUGCGAGUACCACAGCCGCGAGUUCGUCCGCAAGCACCGCCUGAAGCGCCGCGUCGAGCGCGCGGGCCGCGCCGAGGGCCUUGAGCUGCUGCAAAGCUGCGAGGAGGAGGGCCUCACGGUGCAGGGCUUCCGAGCCCAGGCGUGCUACCACGCCUUCCAGUGCCUGCUACGGGCGCGCCAAGUGGAUGAGGCGCUGCCCUGGCUGCGGCAAGCGCGGCAACAGCUGCAGCUCAGCCGGGGGCCAGAGGACCCCGACGUGCGCACCUUGCGAGGCUACGAGGAGGACCCUCUGAGCCACCCAGCAGCCAGCGACGAGGGCGAUCAGUUCUCUGCCUUGGCCCUGCCGGCGGGGCUGGCGGCGGCUGCGGCAGCCUUGUACCUGCUCAAAGGUCAGUAG
Messenger RNA from Effrenium voratum, 1143 nucleotides. The record is from the annotation of a GenBank genome assembly. NCBI's taxonomy places the organism in Eukaryota, Dinophyceae, Suessiales, Symbiodiniaceae.